GGUUUUUCGGAUGAAAUUUCAAGCCCUCUUAGUGCUCGAAUUUUCGAGCUUUGUAACCCUGAAUUUUUCCCAGAGGCUUUGCAGAAUUCUGAGGUUACUUCAAGCUCAAAUUGUUGCUAUGAAGAGAACUCCUCAUAUGCCACAAAUAUGCCAUUAGCUUUAGAUGUAGAAAACAAGCAGUCUAAUAGCAAUACAGUCACCACUCCAAGUAGCACCACCACCACCAACAACAACACAACCAACAGUAGUAAUCUGUCUAUUAUCUUUGACUCCCCAGAUGAAAUUGACAAUGACAUCUCUGCCUCUAUAGACUUCUCACUAUCACCGGCUUUCAAUGUUCCACCAUUUCUCCCAGUCACAAACCAGCAAGAACAGUUUGAUUUCUCUUCAAUGCAACCUCAGGUAGCAGCAUGUUCAGUUGUGGAGGGCUUCUCUCAGUAUCCCAUUGACUCUGUAGCACCUCUUAUGGGAGCUCCAUUACCAUCUGUUUUUGAAGAGGAUUGCAUAUCUUCUGUUCCUUCUUAUAUGCCUCUGAACCCUUCAUCUCCCUCUUGCACUUACCUCAAUCCUGGCAUGGCAGCAUACAUGCCUCCUGGGCCCCUUACUACUGCCUUAUCAGCUGAUAGUUCUAGUUUAUUUGGAGGGAGCAUUCUUCUUGGUUCUGAACUUCAGACACAAGAACUGGAAUACCAGGGAGAAAAUAGUAGAUUAUAUUGUACAGAUUCAAUUCAGCGGGUGUUUAACCCUCCAGACCUUCAGGCACUUAGUACUGAGAGUCAGCAACUAGUAGCUGGGGCUGGAAGUUCUGCAUCCUUGACACCAGAAAUCUCAAACUUGGAGGACUCCACCUUCAAGGUUGGAAAACUUUCUGUUGAGCAAAGGAAAGAAAAGAUUCACAGAUACAUGAAGAAAAGAAAUGAAAGAAACUUCAGCAAGAAAAUUAAGUAUGCAUGCCGCAAAACUCUGGCAGAUAGCCGACCUCGGGUUAGAGGAAGGUUUGCAAAGAAUGAUGACUUUGGAGAUACCCAUAGACCUGCUGGUAGCAAUCAUGAAGAAGAAGAUGAUGAAGUAGUUGUGAAAGAUGAAGAUGACAUGGUUGAUUCCUCAGAUAUAUUUGCUCAUAUCAGUGGGGUGAACUCCUUCAAAUGCAACUAUUCCAUCCAGUCAUGGAUUUGA
Molecule: messenger RNA, 1176 nt
Organism: Gastrolobium bilobum
Lineage: Eukaryota; Viridiplantae; Streptophyta; Magnoliopsida; Fabales; Fabaceae
Product: putative zinc finger protein CONSTANS-LIKE 11
Exons: 5
Biological process (GO): regulation of flower development
Cellular component (GO): nucleus
Molecular function (GO): protein binding
Source: RefSeq, a predicted model, not a curated record